AUAGAAAGCCCUUGAUAACUUGAGAUCUUCUGUGAGGUUCAGUCCAGCAGCUGUUACAGAUUCCAGCAUCAAAAAUGAAUAUUUCAGCACAAGACACUCAACUCAUGAAUUACGAUCACAGAUCAACAGCAAGAGAAGAAGUAUUAAAACAACAUGAAUACACUAUAAUAAAAGAACUUGGACAAGGGAAUUCAGGAAGAGUGUUUCUGGUGAAGAAUCCAGAUGAAGAUUCCUUUGUGGUCAAAGAGAUCAACUACAGAGACAAUAAGAAUUUUAAUCUAGAUGCUGUCAAAAAGGAAAUUGACAUUCUGAAGAAUCUGCACCAUGGAUAUAUUGUUGGAUACGAAGGCUCUUUUGAAGAUAAAGAAUCUGGGUACUUUUACAUUGUGUCGGAGUACUGUGCAGAAGGAGAUCUUUUCAAGAAGAUGCAAACUCAGAAAAAGAAAGGGUUUUUUGAAGAAAAACAGAUUCUUGACUGGUUUGUACAGAUUUGUCUGGCUCUGCAGUGUCUUCAUGAAAACAAUGUUCUCCACAGAGAUAUAAAACCUCAGAAUGUUUUUCUUACCGAGGAUGGUUACAUCAAUCUAGGAGAUUUUGGAUGCUCAAAAGUACUGAAAAGUGCUGAUGAUUAUGCAACAUCAAUUGUGGGUGCAGAGCUCUAUACCAGCCCAGAAAUCUAUCAAAACAGACACAAUUACAAAAGUGACAUAUGGUCAUUGGGAUGGUUGAUCCAUGAUCUCUGCAUGCUGGAUGUGUGGUCAGACAUCAUAGAGCGUCGCUGUGUUCACGCCAAUAGCUUGAGUGGAACCAAACCUGAAAUCUCAAAUACAUACUCAAACAAUCUACAGACAUUAAUCAAAGAAAUGCUCAGCUGUGACCAUCAUGACAGACCUUCAGUUGAUGAGAUUUUAGCAAAACCAUUCCUGAAAGAUGCAGUGAAUAAAAAUAAAGGAAUUCCAGAUGUUCUGCAACAAAGCUUGAUGAAAUCCAUCAGGACCUUUGAUGAGGCCUACAACAAACACUUUAAAAACUUUGAGACCUCAGUUAAGGAGUGGGAAACAACAACAGAUUCACUAGAGUCAAUACAUUAUAAAGCCACAGCAGGCAGUCUGACAGGAGCAGUGAUCGGAGCAGCCGGAGGAAUCACUGCAUUGGUUGGUGCAAUUCUCUCACCAUUCACAUUUGGAAUAUCUCUGAUUGUAGCAGGUGUUGGUAUUGGUGUUGGAGUAGCAGGUGGUGCAACAGGUGCUGCGUCCAACAUUACCAAUUCAGUAAAACAAAAAUCACUCCGUAAGAGUUUUGAAAAAAUUCAGCAGGACUACAAAACUGCAAGUGAACCAAUUCUCAAUUCACUGAAAACACUGAGAAAAUUACUGAGAAAAAUUACAAAGUUCAAUGAUUUUGUCCCUAACUCAAAUUUUGAUCAUGCUCAAACAGCAUGGAGAAUAGGCAGAACCACAGUAGCCUGCAUCACAGAAUUCAUUACUCUUGGAAUGUUGGCAAGUUUCGGCAGAAUUGCUGUCCAGGCUGCUGGUGUUGGACGAGCAGUGGCAGCAGCGUCAGGUGUGUUGAGUUCAGUCUUAGUCAUUGCUGACGUCGCCUUCAUAGUCAAAGAUUCCAGAGAGAUUCACCAGAUGAAUCAGCAGUGGAGAACAGAUGAUCCAGAAAACGUCACAUCCCCUGUACUCAAGGCCAUUGCUCAGAUGAGGAAAGCACACAAAGAGCUUUGCAACGUCUUGAAAGUAAUUAAAGAAUCAAGAGAGGAACUAAAAAAGAACUGGCCAAAUGUGGCAGAGAUUUAGAGAGUUUAAACAUAUACACUUAAUACUCAACCAAAAUCCUACUGAUUUAUGUGAUUUUAAGUGAAGAAAAAGUUUUUUACAGAAAAUUAUUUAAAUGUGUUACAUAGAGUCAAACAAUAGAAAGAUGCAUGAUGUAUGAAGUCACACUUUUGCAGUCAUUCUAUUUUGUAAGCUGUGCUAUUAUCUACAGUAGUCAACAUUUGAA
Molecule: messenger RNA, 2007 nt
Organism: Megalobrama amblycephala (Wuchang bream)
Lineage: Eukaryota; Metazoa; Chordata; Actinopteri; Cypriniformes; Xenocyprididae
Product: MAP3K epsilon protein kinase 2-like
Exons: 11
Coding region: 75-1802 (575 amino acids)
Biological process (GO): protein phosphorylation; lipid transport; lipoprotein metabolic process
Cellular component (GO): extracellular region
Molecular function (GO): ATP binding; lipid binding; protein kinase activity
Source: RefSeq, a predicted model, not a curated record